Messenger RNA from Hemibagrus wyckioides, 6082 nucleotides. Its product is annotated as rho GTPase-activating protein 21-like. Bases 533 to 6058 code for a protein of 1841 amino acids. The transcript has 26 exons. The record is from RefSeq and is a predicted model, not a curated record. Gene Ontology annotation, molecular function: phospholipid binding; protein binding. Lineage: Eukaryota; Metazoa; Chordata; Actinopteri; Siluriformes; Bagridae. Gene Ontology annotation, biological process: signal transduction.
UGUGUGCGCGCGCGCGGAGACUCCGGGAGCGCACAGAUCAAGAGCUCAGUUUCAUCCAGCCCUGCUCUCUGGCUUUUUCUGACGCGUUGGAACAAGUGUCCGCGGCUUUUGUGCGGGAUUCACGGACUCACUGCGCGGGGAGGAUGCACGCGCGCUCGCAGGCACGGAAGGCGCCGACGGAAUAUAAACGAUCGUUAUAACCUUCUCCAGAUUUCAUUGGAUUUGAAGCGAUGACGGAUUCAUUUCGCGCGCACUUUCUAUCGUCGGAGUAAAUCUAAAAGAAGACGCGCGUCUCAGUGUGUGUGUGUGUGUGUGUGUGUGUGUGGGAAAGUGGAUCAUGAGCUUCACUCCGGCGUUUGUGUGUUUCUGCGCCUUUUCUAACAGAUCUGAGUACUCAGCGAUCAUGAAAAGAUCAGACGGUGUGGAUUAGACCUUUUUUUAUUCCUGACUUUUUUCUUUCUGGACAUCGUCGCUCUCCUUUCUCUCUCCAUGUGGGAUGUAACGGAGCUUCUCCUCGGCGGUCUGGAAUGAAAUGAUGGCGACGCGUCAGGGUGAUGACGGGGAACAUGAAGCCACGCCCCCAGGGUGUGAGUGUAAGAAGGAUGGUCCGAGUGAGCUGUCCCCCAUGUCCCCUAUAUCCCCCGUGUCCCCCAUGUCCCCGGCACCUGUGGAGCAGCUCUUCUCCUGGCCUGGACCUAAAACUCUGCACCUACACAGAACCUCGCAGGGCUUCGGCUUCACGCUGCGCCACUUCAUUGUCUACCCUCCUGAGUCUGCUGUACACUCCUCCUUUAAGGAUGAAGACAAUGGAAGUCGAGGGAGGCCGCGAUGUCGUCUUGAGCCGAUGGACACUAUCUUUGUGAAGCAGGUGAAGGAGGGAGGCUCCGCCCACCAAGCCGGGCUUUGCACGGGUGAUCGUAUAGUGAAGGUGAACGGUGAGAGCAUCAUCGGGAAAACAUACUCACAAGUCAUAGCACUCAUACAGAACAGUGACACGUCUCUGGAGCUCUGUGUGAUGCCUAAAGAUGAAGACAUUUUGCAGUUGUUCUCCCGGGACAUCACAGCCCUGGCCUAUUCCAAAGAUGCAUAUCUCAAAGGGAAUGAAGCAUAUAGUGGAAAUGCACAGAACAUCCCAGAACCUCCUCCUAUCUGCUACCCUCGGAUAGAGCCUAAGCCAUCAGGGAUGACGCACACCGAUGAACCGUCUGCCCCCGCGGGAGCUCACGGAGUGUUAUCCCAAGGGGCGGAGCCAAGCUCUGAUGUUGUCUAUUCUGUGGAAGUCCCUAUUACACAGUUGUCUCCAUCUCCUCCUCGCUCCCAGGUCUCCAAACUCCAGACUGUUGCAUGCGUAUAUGAUGAAAGUGUGCGGGUAGCAGAGGCGGAGGUUUCGGAUUCUCUGGAACGUUCUCCUCACCCGCAUGGCGCAAACACUAAUCACAGGCCUCUUUGUACCUCGUCCCUUGAAAACCUUUCCUCGGUCCGUCCGAGAUCCCAAACCACGCCUUCUUCUGCCAGAGGGACGCAGUUUCACUACACACCAAAAAGACCGUCAGAAUCCCCGGGAUUCUCCACACACAUUCCUCAGUUUCACCCUGGCUCCACAUCCACGCCUUCCGGUAGACAUGCCGUGAGCCCUUUCACGCCCUCUCCUCCAGCUAUUGCAUCAUCUCCUUGCUCCCCAAUGCACCAGAACAUCGACUGGAGAAAUUACACCACCUACAAGGAGUACAUCGACAACAAGCGCCUUUAUACCUAUGGUAGUAGAACCAUCCAGGAAAGACUGGACAGCCUGCGGGCGGCAAGCCAAACUAAUAAAGCAAACACGAGUACAGAGGGCAUGAAUGGAUCCCAGCCAAGGCAGAGGAGCAUGUGUCAUGAGCGAGGUCCUGCAAAUUCUGGAGUCCAGUCUCUAUGCAGCAAGUCUCAGGAAAGACUGGAAGUAAAGGAACGAGCAACAUCAAGGAACUGGCAUCGGAGCGCAUCACAGGAUGCGCUUCCUUCAUCCACAAAGAACACAAACAAACCUCGGGCAAGAUCCUGCGACUACCUGGGCAGACAGGCUGAGAGCAGGGUGUCGCUGUUGGACAGAAGGGUUUAUGGAAGGACAGAGACGGAGGAGAAGGCACUUAUUUGCACGGGAGAAGAGACCAGAGACUGCAGGCAGUUGCACUCGUUAGGCAAAGGGGCACAGACUCAAAGGACCAUGGUGGGUGGAUACGGCAGUUUCCCAGGACUAAAUGCUAAAAGUAAAGGUACUGAUCCAAUUCUAAGCCCCAGAGUGGAGAGUCUGGAUAACGCUGCUGCUUCUAAGUCAGGGCUUCCUAUUCAGACCUCCAUACUGGACGACUCUUAUGUAGCCAAGGCUCUCGCUUCCUUAAACACGGGUGUCACCACAGCCUCGUUGACAACAAAAAACCAAAGAACUGCCAUUGUGCCAAAUCACAUGUCUCCUGGACAACAACCUGACAGUCCUGACCGCUCCAAAAGUCAAAGGACACAGCAGCAAGGGUCUUCAGUAGCCACUAAUGGCUCGGUUCUGGAAGGUCUCGAAGGUGCUGAGGCUACAGUGGUGGUGGUGAGGAGGGAGAAAACAAAAAAGUCAGGUCCUUUACCUCUCAGACACCCAUCCUACAUCCAGGCUGUGAGUGAUGGAGCAGGUCGAGUGGAGAAUAUCACAAAGACGACAAAGUGUUGGUGGUCUAACGAUGCUGUGCAAGACGGGUUCACACACUGGUUCGGAGAGGAAUACAAACCCUUGGGAUCCGGCCAACUCCAUGAGUCGCUCGACUCUAUCCCCUUCAUUGACGAGCCGUCCAGCCCCAGCGCCGAUCUCGAUGACACACACUUCCCCGUUUGCACCAUCAUCUCGGCCAUUCCUCCAAGCCCCGCCUCCUCCUCUGCUAUCCUUCACCGCCAGCUCUCUCAUGGCCAAGACUCGUUGAGGUUCAUGGUUCAGGAUUCGGAUUCUGGCACCAAAACGGAGCGCUCCAAGUCCUACGAUGAGGGACUGGACACCUACAGGGAUAAAGGACAAGGGACACUGAUAAAGCACAUCGGUCUGAGAGGACUUAGGAAGACUGUGGAUCGGUCCUCAGAAGAUUCUGGCUCAAGGAGAAACUCUUUGUCUGACGUCUUUGUUCACGCUACUAAGGAGGGAGUCCUGCACUUCCGCCAGUUCAGCUCAGACAAGGGCAAGCGCAUAGGCGGUGGCAUGCGGCCGUGGAAACAGAUGUAUGCUGUGCUCCGUGGCCACGCCCUCUAUCUAUAUAAGGACAAAAAGGAGGGGCAAACCCCAAACUCGCACACAGAGGAGGAGCCUUUAUCCAUCAGCAUUAAGGCCUGUCUGAUCGACAUCUCCUACAGUGACACCAAGAGGAAGAACGUGCUGAGGCUGACCACGUCCGACUGCGAGUACCUGUUCCAGGCUGAGGACAGAGAGGACAUGCUGGCCUGGAUACGAGCCAUACAGGAGAACAGCAACCUGGAUGAGGAGAACGCCCUGAUUACCAGCACCGACCUCAUCAACCGCAAAAUCAAGGAGUACAACACUCUGAUGAGUCCAACCAGCAGUAAGACCGAGCCGUCCCCGAGGUCGUCUCGUCAGUCUCUGAGUAUCAGACACACCCUGCUGGGGGGAAACAAGACCCCGAGUCCUCACUCACCCCACAAGGAGCAGGAGAGGAGGAUCACACACAGAGAUGAAGCGAGUCCGCCGAAGGAUAAGGGACUGCGGAGGAAAGGGAUCCCGGGAUUGAUAAGGAAGCCGUUUGAGAAGAAAGUUGCUCCUGGAGUCACGUUUGGCGUGAGACUGGACGAUUGUCCUCCUGCUCACACGAACAGAUUUGUGCCCCUGAUUGUGGAGGUGUGCUGUAAGCUGGUGGAGGAGCGAGGGCUGGAGUACACGGGGAUUUACAGAGUGCCAGGGAACAACGCUGCCAUCUCCAGCAUGCAGGAAGAACUGAACCGAGGAGUGGGAGAGAUCGAUGUUCAGGAGGACAAAUGGAAGGACCUCAAUGUGAUCAGCAGUUUAUUAAAAUCUUUCUUCCGGAAGCUUCCUGAUCCUCUCUUCACCAAUGAGAAAUACGGCGACUUCAUCGAUGCGAACAGAACAGAGGAUCCAGUAGAGAGGCUGAAGGUCCUGAAGAGGCUGCUUCAUGAGCUGCCUGAUCAUCACUACGAGACACUGAAGUUCCUCUCUGCUCAUUUGAAAACUGUGGCUGAAAACUCUGAGAAGAACAAAAUGGAGCCACGGAACUUGGCCAUCGUGUUUGGCCCCACGCUGGUGCGCACAUCUGAGGACAACAUGACGCACAUGGUCACACACAUGCCUGAUCAGUACAAGAUUGUGGAGACGCUCAUUCAACAGUACGACUGGUUCUUCACUGAUGAUGGAGAGGAGGAACCAGAGACGGUGGUGCAGACCGAGAGCGCGGUGGAAACGCAGCCCGUUCCCAACAUUGACCACUUGCUCACCAACAUCGGCCGCACCGGCGUCUCUCCAGGAGAAGUUUCAGAUUCACCCACUAGUGAUUCUGCCAAAUCGAAGGGUUCGUGGGGGUCUGGGAAGGACCAGUACAGCCGCGAACUGGUCUCCUCCAUCUUUGCUGCAGCUAACCGGAAACGCAAGAAGCCCAAGGAGAAGCUGCAUAUUAGCAGCUCAGAUGAUGACCUGGAUGCUGUUUUUCUUGAGAGUGAGCUGCCGAACCAGAAACAAACAGGGCAGGAUUUAGCAGGAGACUCACAUGAUUUGAAAGAACCUGAAAAAACACCCAAGGGGCGCAAAGAACACAGGAACUCGUUCUUCUUGAAGAAACCAUCUCCUGUUAAGCUUUCCGAAUUCCAAAAAUACUCUACACUGCCCAAUCUCCGCCUCCGAACUCCAGCUCCUUCCAAAAGCUCCAUGUCUGAAUCACCCACUCAGGUGGAGGACCUUGGUUCCAUGACCCAUGGAACAUCUGGAUCCAGGAAUCGCUCCGGAAUUUGGGAGACAGCAGCUUCCUCUGCCACGGAUAUAACUCCUUCUGGUCCUGUCGGAGGAUCAGCCACGGCAGAAGUGAGCUCUAUUACCUCAGAUUACUCUACCACCUCCUCCAUGACAUUCCUGACGGGGGUUGAGUCGAGCGUUCUCAGUGCAGAUUUGCAGAGCCGAGGCGGAGACGAGGCCGAUGACGAGCGCAGUGAGCUUAUCAGUGAGGGACGACAAAUGGAGACGGACAGCGAGACCGAGUUUCCUGUGUUUAUCAGAGGUGCUACGACUCCUGUUACACCAUCCAAGGUUGUUCCUAGAAGGUCAGAGUGUACUAACAUUCAAAAACCUUUACACCGCUACAUCUUGCCUUCACAAAGGCUGACCACAUUCAAGAGGCGGUCCUUGCACCAGAAGACGGACAGUGAAUCGUCAUUAGAAGCAGGAGCCAGCCGAGAGGGACAGAGGAUAAGCCGAAGCGAACCAAGCCGACUAUCUCGCGUUCUAGAAGCAGUGAAAAAGGGCCGUUCUGUGGGAAGCAUCAGCUCCGUCUCUUCCUCCUCCCACAGCCAGACAGAACCAGCAAAGCGCCCAAGUAUCACAGAGAGGCUGAAGUCCCACUUCCGCUUGUCUGCAGACGAUAUGUUUGGCAUCGGGGGGCACAAAAAUAGCAGGAAGAAAGAGAAAAGGGUCCGUCGGAGACACACUGUGGGUGGGCAGCGGGACUUCUGUGAACUUGCGGUCAUUAACGACUGGCGUGAACAGGGUGGUACCGAGAAAGGGGCGGAGCUUUCAGACACAGACAGGCUCAAACUUCAAAACACUAGAGAUGUUUCAAUUCGGGACUGGAUCACCCGCGAGCACUGGCAUCCUGGGACUUUGCGGGAUAGUUCACAGGGGUCAAAGGUUGUGACAGGGACUGGCGAGGGUUCAAGUCGUCCUGCUUCUUCACCGAGUUGCCAGUCCAGUAUGGAUCAGUUGAAUGGGAGGCAACCAAAGUGCAAAGGCAGCCUGAACUCGGGCUCUGACGCUCACCCACAUAAACUGUCCGGGGCUCAAGUUGUGCGAUCCCAGUUUUACCAAUGUUUAUAGAUGUGUGUGUGUGUGUGUGUGUGU